GUAUUCAGAAAAAGGCUUGUGAUCAGAGAACUCGUUUGACAGAAGUCGCAGGAGACUUUCACACCGUCAACAUGGUUGAGUGGACAGAUGCUGAGCGCUCCGCCAUCACUUCCCUGUGGGGAAGCAUAAAUGUGGCUGAAAUUGGACCCCAGGCUCUGAGCAGGCUUCUGAUCGUAUAUCCGUGGACUCAGAGACACUUCACAUCCUUUGGCAACCUGUCCACCAACGCCGCCAUCCUUGGAAACCCUAAGGUGGCCGAGCACGGAAAGACAGUGAUGGGUGGGCUGGAAAAUGCUGUUAAGAACAUGGACAACAUCAAGAGUACCUACGCCAACCUGAGCGUGAUGCACUCCGAGAAGCUCCAUGUGGAUCCUGAUAACUUCAGAGUCCUUGCUGAGUGCAUCAGUGUGUGUGUGGCUGCCAAGUUUGGCCCCUCCGUCUUCACCGCUGAUGUCCAGGAGGCCUGGCAGAAGUUCCUGGCUGUGGUCGUCUCUGCCCUGGGCAGACAGUACCACUGAGGGUCUGGAGACGCAGUUCCCUAAAUACGUGCAGCAGUCUUACAAGUGCUCCUGAAAUGUUCCGCCUUGUAACUGUUGACAAAUCCACGAAAUAAAAGUCAAAUUAAAUGCA
Molecule: messenger RNA, 630 nt
Organism: Toxotes jaculatrix (banded archerfish)
Lineage: Eukaryota; Metazoa; Chordata; Actinopteri; Toxotidae
Product: hemoglobin subunit beta-A-like
Exons: 3
Coding region: 72-518 (148 amino acids)
Biological process (GO): oxygen transport; hydrogen peroxide catabolic process
Cellular component (GO): blood microparticle; hemoglobin complex; haptoglobin-hemoglobin complex
Molecular function (GO): heme binding; organic acid binding; peroxidase activity
Source: RefSeq, a predicted model, not a curated record